Molecule: messenger RNA, 1674 nt
Organism: Fusarium sp. VM40
Lineage: Eukaryota; Fungi; Ascomycota; Sordariomycetes; Hypocreales; Nectriaceae
Source: the annotation of a GenBank genome assembly
AUGGUUUCCUGGAGACAACCAUUCAGUGGCCGCUCCGACGCGGCUGUUGCGACCGCGAGCAACGAUGCCGAAUUUUCCGACGGAAGCUUGAAAUACGUAGGUGAAACAGGCGGGAACAGUAACGCUGUCACGUAUCAGGAGGCCACUGGAGCGCCCGUCGAAAAUGAGUCGCCUUUGGGCUACGAUGUUGGUCCGUUCACAAUCGUCUUGAUCAAUGUCACUAUGAUGAUUGGCACUGGCAUUUACUCUACGCCCUCUGCCAUCUUGCACGGUACUGGUUCGGUUGGUCUCACGUUCAUCUACUGGACUUUAGGUUAUUUACUCUGCAUUGCGUCCGGUGCAGUUUACUUGGAGUUCACCGCCUACUUCCCCAGUCGAUCAGGUUCCGAGGUUGUCUUCCUCGAACAAGCAUUCCCUCGCCCUACCUGGUUUUUCCCAACUACCUUUGCUGUGCAGAGUGUCCUCUUGUCAUUCGGUAGCAGCAACGCUGUUGGUCUGGUUUUCAACACCAAAUACGCCUACUGGUUUCAAAAUGCAAUUGGCGUUGUCAAAAUUCUUACCCUCAUAUUCAUCAUCAUUACUGGGUUUGUGGUCUUAGGUGGGCAUACCCCAGUUGAGGACCCCAAGGUCAAUUUCCGAGACGCAUUCGGAGGCACAGGCUCAGCUACUGCAUACGGUCUCACCAAUGCGCUGUAUCGCAUCAUUUUCUCUUAUGGUGGUUACAAUAACGCUUUCAAUCUCGCCAACGAAGUCAAGAACCCUGUUCAGUCACUCAAGAAAUAUGCCUUUACUGCACUGACAAUAGUAUAUGUUCUUUACAUGUUCGCCAAUGUCGCUUGGCUUUCGGCAGUCCCCAAGGAAGAGCUCGAGAAUUCCGGGUUAACAGCAGCAAGCUUGUUCUUUAGUAAGGUGCUCGGAAACAGUGCAGCAGUACGAGGCCUUAACUUUCUCAUUGCUUUAAGUGCUUUUGGAAACAUCAUGGCCGUCAUUGUUGGACUGUCCCGGCGACUUCGAGAGUGUGGAAGACAAGGUGUCCUCCCGUGGACUCCAUUCUGGGUCUCUACCAAGCCAUUUGGAACACCCCUCGGACCUUAUUUCACUACUUGGGCCAUUACUUCCCUUAUGAUUCUUGCCAUCCCGUCUGGUGACGCCUUUAACUUCGUGAGUGACCUGGCUGUUUACCCGGGUGCGGCUUUCAAUCUUGCAAUGGCCGUGGGGCUCUACGUUGUGCGCUGGCGUCGCAAGCGUGCAAACCUCCCUCCUCCUGAGUUUAAGGCUUGGCACAUUCUUGUCAUUUUCAACAUCUUGGUCCAGUUAUUCGUCAUUAUUAUGCCUUGGUAUCCUCCCGAGGGUGGAAUGUACGCCGGCGAUGUCAGCUUCUGGUAUGCUACGUACGUUGUGACAGGAAUCGGAAUCCUCAUAGCAUGCGGUUUGUAUUACUAUUUCUGGGCGACCCUGUUGCCAAACUGGAAGGGUUAUCAGUUGCGAUCAGAAGCCGUUACUCUUGACAACGGUGUUCAGAGUCAUGAAAUUAGAAAGGUCCCUGUCAGUGAGUUGGAUGAGUGGGAGGCGACACAUGAUGUCACUGGUCGUCUUCGUCAACGCGCAGUGCUCCAGUCUGAGGUUCCUGAGAAAGAGUCCCCUCUGUCCAGUGAUUCUGAGGCCAAGGUCUGA